Molecule: messenger RNA, 948 nt
Organism: Phytophthora sojae
Lineage: Eukaryota; Oomycota; Peronosporomycetes; Peronosporales; Peronosporaceae
Exons: 1
Source: RefSeq, a predicted model, not a curated record
GAUUUCACUGAGAGAAUCAGCUUCCCUUCUUCGAGUUAUCAGCUCAAGGAGAUUACCAUGGCUAAUAUCAUGAUUUACAAGCGCGAUCACAUCCUGGGAGAUUCGAUUACUAUCCCUGACUCUAUCAAGAAAAAUAAAUUCAUCAUUGAUUUCCCUAAGACAAACAAUAAGUGUAUGUUUUAUUGUAUUGCUUACCAUCUCGAUAACGAAGCUCGCUCUGACCGAAUGAUUAAACCGGUGAAGACUCGUAUCAAGCAAUAUUGUGAGUUCAAGAACAUUACAUACUCGGGUAAAGUAUUUAAGGAAAUGGAGCCAAUCGAUCUUAUGCAGUUUGAUGAGUUGGAGGACUGUUUCAACCUCUUAAUCAAUGUAUUUGAGAUGGAUCAACAAACUCUUGAGAUCUCGAAGAUUCGAGAAUCUGUGAAGACCUACGACAACGUUAUUAAUAUUCUUGGCUACAAGGGGCACGCCAUGUAUAUCAAGAAUAUUGACACAGUUCUUUCUAAGUACCCUUGCAACGUAUGUGAUGCUAUUUUCGAUACGUGCGAGAAGCUUAAGAACCAUAAGAAGACGAAGUGUCAAUUCGACGUACUCGAGUCAUUUCCUUCGACUCCAACGAUAUAUCAACCUUCGGAGAACCAAGUCAAGAAACUGCUCACUAAGUACUGGGUCAAAGGUGUCGAUCACUACAUCGAUCAUUUUAUUGUCUUUGACUUCAAAGCCAUUUUGAUGGAGACGAAUACUCAGCAUGGAGAAAGCACUAUUCACACGAAUAAGCAUAUUCCUGUGUCGGUUAGUGUAUGUGAUAGCCUUACGAAUGAGGUUCGAUGUUUCAUCAACGAAUCGCCUCUCCAACUUAUUACGGACAUGUUCGAAUACUUCAAUACAGUCAGCAAGCAGAUCGAUAUGUACAAUGAAAAUAAGUUCAAGCCUCUCCUCGAAGCGGUA